Antrostomus carolinensis (chuck-will's-widow) is the source of this 852-nucleotide messenger RNA. RefSeq names its product C-terminal-binding protein 1. Gene Ontology annotation, cellular component: nucleus. NCBI's taxonomy places the organism in Eukaryota, Metazoa, Chordata, Aves, Caprimulgiformes, Caprimulgidae. The annotation marks the transcript as partial. Gene Ontology annotation, molecular function: oxidoreductase activity, acting on the CH-OH group of donors, NAD or NADP as acceptor; transcription coactivator activity; NAD binding. Gene Ontology annotation, biological process: regulation of transcription by RNA polymerase II. The transcript is spliced from 5 exons. The record is from RefSeq and is a predicted model, not a curated record.
CAUUCGACCUCCGAUCAUGAAUGGGCCCAUGCACCCGCGCCCUUUGGUAGCGUUGCUGGAUGGCAGGGAUUGUACAGUAGAAAUGCCUAUUCUGAAGGAUGUAGCCACAGUGGCGUUUUGUGAUGCUCAGUCUACACAAGAAAUUCAUGAAAAGGUACUAAAUGAAGCAGUGGGUGCACUGAUGUAUCACACUAUCACUUUAACACGAGAAGACCUGGAGAAAUUUAAAGCACUUCGAAUAAUUGUCCGAAUUGGCAGCGGUUUUGAUAAUAUUGACAUCAAAUCUGCUGGAGAUUUAGGGAUUGCAGUGUGUAAUGUGCCAGCUGCCUCAGUAGAAGAAACAGCAGAUUCUACCAUGUGCCACAUUCUGAACCUGUACAGGCGAACCACCUGGCUUCACCAGGCUUUGCGAGAAGGCACGAGAGUACAAAGCGUUGAACAGAUUCGGGAAGUGGCUUCUGGAGCUGCCAGGAUCAGAGGGGAGACCUUGGGCAUUAUUGGAUUAGGGCGUGUUGGGCAAGCAGUAGCGCUACGUGCCAAAGCCUUUGGCUUCAGUGUGAUUUUCUAUGACCCAUACCUCUCAGAUGGCAUGGAGCGUGCUCUGGGACUGCAGCGGGUGAGCACUUUGCAGGACCUGCUGUUCCACAGUGACUGUGUUACCCUGCACUGCAACUUGAAUGAACACAAUCAUCAUCUUAUUAAUGACUUCACCAUAAAGCAGAUGAGACAAGGGGCUUUCCUGGUCAACACAGCUCGAGGUGGGUUAGUAGACGAAAAAGCACUUGCACAGGCCCUGAAGGAAGGAAGGAUACGAGGGGCAGCCUUAGAUGUACAUGAGUCAGAACCAUUCAG